Salvelinus namaycush (lake trout) is the source of this 4687-nucleotide messenger RNA. RefSeq names its product dimethylarginine dimethylaminohydrolase 1 (gene ddah1). Lineage: Eukaryota; Metazoa; Chordata; Actinopteri; Salmoniformes; Salmonidae. The transcript is spliced from 6 exons. The coding region runs from base 286 to 1134 and encodes 282 amino acids. The record is from RefSeq and is a predicted model, not a curated record. Gene Ontology annotation, biological process: positive regulation of nitric oxide biosynthetic process; arginine metabolic process. Gene Ontology annotation, molecular function: amino acid binding; dimethylargininase activity.
CUGUCACAUGUCGGGCUGAGCGGUGGCUUCACGAGGAAUCGAUACUAGCGGUUACAUUCGUUCACGUGUUUGUACGUUAAUGCGCGUCAUCAAACCGUUGUCUCUUGCUUGUUGCCUAUUUGAGUUGAGCUGUCAGUUUAGUAAAUAAAAAAAGAACCAAAAGAAAAACAAACGAACAAAGCUAAAUCAACAGAGAGACACCCACAACAUUCGCUCUAAUAUAUUAUAGCCUACUGUUCGAGCUAUUUGUUUGAGCAAUUUGUGGAUAACAACAAUCAACGGAACAUGGCUGGUGUGAUGGCAGAUUUUGGUAACUUCACUCACGCCGUUGUUCGAGCUAUCCCCUCUUCCCUUGCCAAAGAGGCACUGAGGAUGAACGUUUCGGACGUGGACCUGGAGAAAGCUCGGAGAGAACAUGAGGUAUACGUCGGGGUUCUGAAGCAGAAACUCGGGCUGGAGGUGAUUGAACUCCCUGCCGACGAGUCGCUCCCGGACUGUGUUUUCGUGGAGGAUGCUGCCGUGGUUUGCGGUGAUACGGCUCUGAUCACCAGACCCGGGGCAGAGAGCAGAAGGAAAGAGACAGCGGCCAUACGGCAGACCCUGAAGGAGCUGGGCCUGAACAUCGUUGACAUGUCUGAUGAGACCGCCACUCUGGACGGAGGGGACGUCCUCUUUACAGGUAGAGAAUUCUUUGUGGGCCUUUCCAAACGGACCAAUCAGAGAGGAGCUGAGAUCCUGGCGGACGCGUUCAAGGACUACGCUGUGUCCACCGUCCCUGUCACUGAUGGUCUACACCUGAAGAGCUUCUGCAGCAUGGGAGGACCAGGCCUCAUCGUGAUUGGCUCCAGCGAACCAGCCCAGAAAGCCCUAAAGAUCAUGCAGCAGAUGAGUGACCAUCGUUAUGACAAGCUGACAGUGCCUGAUGACAUUGCAGCCAACACCAUCUACAUGAACCUCCCUGGCAAAGGCCAUGUGCUGUUACACUGCACCCCAGAGGAGUUCCCAGAGAGUGCCAAGGUGUUUGAGAAGCUGAAGGACCACAUGUUGAUGCCAGUGUCCAACAUGGAGAAGGUGAAGGUGGACGGAGCCCUCACCUGCUGUUCUGUUCUCAUCAACAUGAAAGCCAAAGUCUGAUCUGAGCAUGCUCCGUUAGGGGUCUCUCAGGCAGACCUGGGUUCAAAUACUACUUGAAAUCUUUCACAUACUUUGAUGUGCCAGGUUUGCCAUUUUUGGACUAUACUAUUGGGCCAUUAUUACGCCAGGCAAACUCAAUCAAGCACAGACAAAGUAUUUGACAUGAUUUUGAAUAGUAUUUUAACCCAGGUCUGCUCUCAGGGCAGGGUCGGCCCACUGCUGCCACCUUGCCCGGUUGAGAACCCCAACUACCUAGCCUGGGUGCAAGUCUGUUUCUGGCCAGUCUGUUUCUGCUGUCUUACCCCCGAAAACAAAUUGGCAUCAAGGUUACCAACCCCCCUCCACCUUCUGAAAGUGCUCAUGUGUCAAUCAAUCCCUCUGCUUACUGGUCAAUGUUUACAACCCUUUAAAAACAACCACUUCUAAUAUAACACAGGAGAGGUAAAAAGGACAGUCUGUUUCAUAGAAUGGUUUGAAGGUGGAGCUAUAUAAUGUUACGGUAUAGUUAGUACAGUAUAUGCAUAGUGCAGUAGUCGGUUUAUAAAGAAUAUAAAACGCAAAUAUAUUUACAAUCAACUGCUGAUUACUCUAUACAUAUUUGUAAUGAUUUAUUUUUAGAUUCAAUUCAUCAUAACAAGUAUACGUUUUUAUUGAGGGGGAGAAAGGAAUUCAAUCAAACCUACCUAGUUAUGGGCAAUUCCAUGGUAACGGAAUUACGCUGAGACUCUGAUUUUUCACUUUUAAAAUGUAUAUCAAACAAAAAACUGACUGAAAAGUGUAAUAAACCACAUAACUCUAUACACAAGGACUACUUUUAACAAUUUCCACACAAAAUCUUACAAAAACACAUUUACAGGUAAAACUGUAGAUACCGAUCGGUAUCGAACCAGGAUGUGUCACAGCCGGCCACGACCGGGAGACCCAUGAGGCGGUGCACAAUUGGCCCAGCGUGGUCUGGGUUAGCUGAAGGGUUUGGCCGACUGGGUUGUCCUCGUUCCAUCGUGCUCUAGCGACUCCUGUGGCGGGCCGGGCGCAUGCACGCUAUUCAAAAAUAUUCUAAAUAAAAUACACAUUUAUAAAAUAAAGGUACAAAGUUUAGUAACCGUAAUUCUGUCCCCAAACUUUGCAUACGGAUAGUUUUUCAAGGUAAAUGUUUACUUUUUUACUGUGUAAAUUGUUCAAAGUAGUCAUUGUGCAUAGAGUUGCAUGGUUUGUUAAACUUUGAAAUCAAUGGUUUUUGUUUGGCAUACAUUUUAAAGUCUCAGGGUAAUCCCGUAACUGUGGAAUUGCCCUUAUCUUAAUCAUAUAUAAAUGGUGAGCUUGUUCUCUCUGUCUGCCAUGGAGUCCUGAGUUCUCUUACUUUACAUCAUUGUUGAUUAAAAAUGUAUUAUUAUUGAUUAUUGGACAUGAAUGUUGAUUGAUCCCUAGCAGUGGGGGUGGUGCUAGUUAUUCCACCUGGCUGAUCAACGGGUUAUUUCCUCUUAUUAUUAAACUGUGAUACUGAAGUCUAAACCCAGGGUAGGAAAUGAACUACAAAAUUCCCCUGAAUAUAAAAUGUCAAAGGAUGCAAAGUAAAAGUGAAUGUCCUACCCUGUUUUAAACUACGCUGUGCCCACUUUAUAAAAGACUGAGCACACUGUGUGACGUAUGUUUAAUUAGGACCAAUUGGCUUGUCAUUACUCAUGAUAUACUCUCAUAACUUUUAACAUGCCUCAAUCUGCUGUGUGCCUCCAUCGAAAACCAAGUGGCUUAAAUAACUACUGCUCUCUACUCUAGUCAAGAAGCCAUUAUAGCAGAUUUCAAUGGUUUUUGUUGGGUUUUUUAAGCCCAUUGUCACUGUGUUGACUACUGAUACUGACCCUGGUACUUUCUUCCUGUUAUGCUCUUUCUGUAUGAGAGCAUGCUGGGAAAUCAACAUGAGACUGUUCCUCCAGCUGGAGAGAUGAUACACACUUAGUAGGGUCUCGCCGCUAACCACCUCUAAUCUAUCUUGCUGUGUUUACAUUGCAUAGAUAGCCUUUAGUAAGAUCUUUGAAGUCUGUUGACGACAUAGAAAUACAUGUAUAGAUACUAAAACGGGAUCUCCCAUUCAAGUCAAUGGACCGUGAUCGUUGGACUGGUGGACAUAUGGAGUCUACCUAUGAGGGUGCAGUCUGAGGGACUUUUUCACCAUUCUAGUAAUUCUAUGGUUAAGGAGCUCUUCCCAACAGCCUUAUCUCUGUCAUCAGAUAUGAGCGCAUACAUCUCCAGCAGAGGUUUAUGUACAUACAGAUGGCUACCAGCAUCUACAACCAAAGCCUAUUGCAGAGUGGGGCAGAUGAUGUUGAGCAAGAACCUGAAAAUGUUUGCUUUCGUUUGACCCCAUUUCUUUCACACUUUUUCUUUCUUAAUAAUCUGAUGCAGAUGAAAACUAUUUAAUCAAAGGAAGUGACGUCUUGCAGUAAGGAGCACAGCUAGAGACUCGCAGCUUGACGUCCAGUGCUCUGGCCUGGAGUGACGUAUAGCCUACUCUGUGGCCGUUCAGGAAUGGGCGAGCAGAAUCAUUGUGAUGAAACAUGGAAAGAAUUCCUUUUGGAAGAGAGGCUUGUAAGCCAGUAAAUACUCACUCUCUCUUAAAAUGUUCUCUCUAUAAUUCUCUCCCCCUCUCUAUGUAUAUGUGUAUAUAUGUAUGUAUACAUGAUCCCUUUCCCUGCUAUUGCCUCAUACACAUUUCUGGGGUAAUUUAUGACAAUGAUAUCAUACAGUCUGGCAAAAGGGCGCAAUGACCUACAGUUAAAAAACAUAAUUUGUGACACUAGCAGUAUAUUUUACAGGAGGCCCUUGGCAGGUCCACUGAUGAUACCAUAGUUGCUGUGUAUCCAGUACAGACCAGAGCUGACGCAGUCAGUGGCUGUUUACAUCCCAAAUUGCACCCUAUUCCCUACAUAGUGCAAUGCUUUUGACCAGAGCCCUACGGACCCUUGUCAAAAGUAGUGCAUUAUAUAGGGAAUAGGGUGCAAUUUGGUAUGUACAAUUUUUAUGGAGGCCAAACCACCUGCUGCAGUUGUAACCUACUGCAGUUGUAGCCUACUGCUGAAAGUUAGAAUAAUCACAUUAACCCUGCCAAUCACACUGGCUUUUGCUUGUGAUAAUCUGAAUUUUAAAUUAAGUCCCCAAAAUACAAAUCUAUUCAAUCUUCCUUAAAUUUUAAUAUUUUUUUUCUUGAUCUAUAAUUUUUCUAUUGGUGGUGACAACUUUCAUUGCUGAUAAAUGUACUGCUCCCACUGCCAGCAACAUCAUGUGCUGUUCCACAUGAGAAAGUGUUCCACCAGUAGCCUAGAUUCAAUUCCUCAUAAACUACAAUAACAUUUUAAGAUUUACCUUUUGAGUGACGCUGUGUAUCCCAUAGAAGUGCUGUGAUUUGUCAAUUUUGUCUCAGGUUUCUUGGUUUUAGUGUAUUGUAGAUGUUUAGUUGUGUGGUAGCCUAGGUCAGCCAUUUAACAGUCUAUUUACACUGCAUCUUGAUUUUAGCUUUUCAUCCACUUUGUACAAUAAACUACAUUAUAACAUCAAA